AUGAAAUGUCUGCCGGCGUCUAAGCUCCCACAGGCUAACGGCGUUGCCCUCCAUGACUGGCACGCCGAGAUUCUCGCCAUCCGGGCUUUCAACCGGUUUAUCCUCGAUGAGUGCCGCCGCCUGGUCGAGGACAGUUCUGCAGAAUCCGAGUUCCUCCGAAGGAGAACGCAGGAUGAGCUGCCCAUCACCUCGGACGAGUGUUGGCACCGCCAACCCUUCGCCUGGCGCGAAGAUCUGACCCUCCACAUGUACUGCUCCGAAGCUCCCUGCGGCGACGCCUCCAUGGAACUGAUCAUGUCCUCCCAAGAAGACGCCACGCCCUGGGACACCCCCGCCCCCCUAGCCCCUUCCCCACCUCCUCCCCCCCAACAAGAACAACUAGAACAACCACCACCUUCAUCAACACCCACCCUCCUCGGCCGCGGUUAUUUCUCCCACCUCGGCAUCGUCCGCCGCAAACCUUCCCGCGGCGACGCUCCCCCAAGCCACUCCAAGUCCUGCAGCGACAAACUCGCUCUAAAGCAAUGUACAUCCCUACUAAACUCCCUCACAUCCCUCUUCGUCUCGCCCCGCGGCGCCUACCUGGCCAGUAUCAUCCUGCCGGAGUCACAGUUCUCGGCGGCGGGGUGCGCGCGCUGCUUUUCGGCACAGGCAGGGCCGGGGGAGGGGGAGGGGGGUGGGAGGAUGGCGCCGGUGGGCGGGCGGGUGUGGGACGGGACGGGGUAUGCGUUUCGGGAGGUUGUGGUGCAGACUACGGGGAGGGAGUUUGAGUUCUCGCGGAGGGGGGUUGGUAUGAUAGAGGGAGGGGGGGAGGUGAAGGUGGUGGCGAGCAACCUUGCUGUUGCGUGGACGGCGGGCGGGGAGGUGGAGGAGGGGUUGAUUGGCGGGGUGUUGCAGGGGAGGAAAGGGGUUGAUGUGAAGGGGGCUAGUUUGACCUCGCGGCGGAGGAUGUGGGCGGCGGCUGUGGUGGUCGCGGGGAUGUUGGGGGAUGAGGGGAUAAUUGAGGAGUUGGGGGCGGUGUCAUACGAUGAGGUUAAGGAGGGGAGUUUGUUGGCGGGCAGGAGAAGGGUGAAGGAGGAGGCAAGGAAUGAAGCACUGAAGGGGUGGCUCAGGAAUACUGGCGAUGGCGGGUUUAGUUUGUGA
Messenger RNA from Chaetomium fimeti, 1143 nucleotides. Its product is annotated as adenosine deaminase/editase. The coding region runs from base 1 to 1143 and encodes 380 amino acids. NCBI's taxonomy places the organism in Eukaryota, Fungi, Ascomycota, Sordariomycetes, Sordariales, Chaetomiaceae. Gene Ontology annotation, molecular function: RNA binding; tRNA-specific adenosine-37 deaminase activity. The record is from RefSeq and is a predicted model, not a curated record. The transcript is spliced from 2 exons. Gene Ontology annotation, biological process: tRNA wobble adenosine to inosine editing.